This is a messenger RNA of Annulohypoxylon maeteangense, 1625 nucleotides long. Its product is annotated as ETC complex I subunit conserved region-domain-containing protein. The transcript has 3 exons. Bases 298 to 1047 code for a protein of 249 amino acids. Gene Ontology annotation, biological process: respiratory electron transport chain. The record is from RefSeq and is a predicted model, not a curated record. Lineage: Eukaryota; Fungi; Ascomycota; Sordariomycetes; Xylariales; Hypoxylaceae.
GGAUAUGACGAGGUGGGGUUUCCGUCCGGAUAGUUACUUAUCUAAUCCAUCUCAAUGCAAUAAACCCCACCAAUGUAAAGUUCCACGUGACUCCGGCUGUGACGUUCGUUUUUUCGAGCUUUAAACACUCACUGGAGCUAAGCUCACUUAGAAAUCGGAAUCCCUCAAUUGGACCGAAGAAAUCGACCAGCCUUCUCUCCAAUCCCACCACCUAUCCGAAACAGCGCCUCCCAACCUACCACACAGCACACGAGAAACCAUAUACGAAAGCCACACCUAUAGACGCAAACACACGCCAUGCGGUCGUCGUUCCGACUCCUCGCGGCCGUGAAGCCAGGCGCGCGGUACCUCGAACCGGGCGUACCGACAGGCCUAACGGGGCUCUGGACACACAUAGCGCCGCGGUCAGCACUGCUAUUCUUCUACUCAAAGACACUAGAGAAGCUAGAGCGGUUCCCCGAAGCGUCGCUGUACCGGCAAUCAAUCGAAGCGCUAACGCGGCACCGCCUCGCCGUCGUCAAAGCCGUCGAGCCCCCGGGGUACGCGGAAUGGGAAGCCAACGCGCGCAAGAUCGUCGAAGCGCACCCGGACCAGUUCCCCGUGCGCACGAGCCCGCCCUCGGGCGGCCCCGCGGGCCCCGCGACCAUUCUGAAGAACGAGGUCCAUGGCGAGAUGUUCCUGCAUGAGGUUAGUCGACGUAGGGUCGAUAAGAGGUAUGAGGAGUGGGAUGGCGAGGCGGAUGAGGGACCUGGGGCGGAGGGGCUGAAGGGCGAGGAGGAUAGAGCCGAUUUUGAGAAGAUCUUUAGAGAGCCGAGGGAGAUGCCGGAUGAGGGCGUGCCGUGGGUGUCGGAGCCGCAGUUGACUGCUGAUCAGGUUGAGGAGAUCGAGAACAAGCUAGGAAGCGGUCUUAUCGAGGAGGUGGUAAGGUUGGCUGAGAACGAGUGCAAGCUCGUGGAUAUCAUGUAUGAGAACAAGGUAUGGGAGGACCUAGAGGAGAAGCCGGUCGAGGGUCAAUGGACGUAUUUCGAACGACAUGCCACCGAAUAGACGAAUUCGACCGCUCGAUAUAAUACGGUUCCAAAAUUCUGCGGACUUGCUUCUAUGUGCCGUUACAGAGCACAUAUAAUCGAGGAAACUUGUACAUAUGAACUACGAAUUAGAUUAUGAAAUGCUGUUAAACACAUACCGGGUGCGCCGUGGAAUAAUUGGAGCUGGAGCCAGUCAUCUUAGAUGUAGAUGAGUCGUUUCGUCUUUCGGGCGCCCCAACCUCUCGAGCGAUUGAAGUUUUCGAAUCCUUCAUCGGUGGCCUUUUUAAAUCCAAAUCUACUCGAAAAUAUGAAGAUGAGGCCACUACAGUCUUCGUGCCCUGGAAGACUGAUAGAGCGAACUUAUCCCUUAAUUAUUCACACGGAAAUUCGCGGAUAGAUCCUAACUGAUAAACAUACUAAUAAGUUGUAAUGUGAGGUUUGCAAGAUAUUUAUAGUCUUGGAUCAUACAACAUACCUCCUAAUAUAGUGUAUUGCGUUUAUAUGCCUCUGGUUAUUGUGUUAUAGAAUAUGAGCAUUGUCUAUGAUAAUGUUGAUAUAUAACUACCUAGUAAUCUAAUUAAAAGAAGAAUUUUUGCC